AUGCCAAGAAUAAACUAUGCCUACAAUAGUAAACGGUACCGUUAUGCCUACGGUGUAAGUAAUGAAGGGAUGGUCCUUGACUUUACAACACUUGUCAAGUUAGACGUAAAAACAGGUGAGAAAAAAGUUUGGAUGGACCCUGCAUACUUCGUCUCAGAACCAGUCUUUGUAGCCUCUCCUGAUGGCAAGUCCUCUGGAGUAGAAGAUGAUGGUGUAGUGUUGUCUCUCCUGCUUCACAAGACAAACCCUCGACUUCUUUCAUUUUUAGUUCUAGAUGCACAGAAUUUCAGCCAGAUUGCCAAGGUUGACUUUGAAGCACAAGGGACUGUAACACCUACAUUCCAUGGUCAAUUUGUCAGUUCAUUUGACGAGGUUCAUGGUUAUUAA
Messenger RNA from Penaeus chinensis, 387 nucleotides. RefSeq names its product carotenoid isomerooxygenase-like. The coding region runs from base 1 to 387 and encodes 128 amino acids. The transcript has a single exon. Gene Ontology annotation, biological process: carotene catabolic process; retinal metabolic process. Gene Ontology annotation, molecular function: beta-carotene 15,15'-dioxygenase activity; carotenoid dioxygenase activity. The record is from RefSeq and is a predicted model, not a curated record. NCBI's taxonomy places the organism in Eukaryota, Metazoa, Arthropoda, Malacostraca, Decapoda, Penaeidae.